GCUUCCUCCUCCCACUAUGUGCGCCAAAGUUGGCCACUUAAACUCCUCUCAGGCAGCAAACAGGAGCUGUAAUCAAAACUAGCAGAACCUCUCACUAAUAUUUACUCACAGUUGCUUCAGAGCACAUUUCAUGCUUUACUCUGCUCACCGUGCUGUUGGUUUUUGGUAUCCACUCUAAGAACUUUUUUCUUCUGCACACUGGGCAUUGUCCACUGGUGCGUGUGUAUGUGUGUUUGGAUUUCGUUUUAAAUUUUUUUGGGACCUGCUACUGUUUCCACGGCGCAAAAAAAAAAACCACUGGAGAUUUCUGUGUGAUUGAUUUCUUUCAUUUAUUAGCGAGAGUUUAAAUUGUUUGGGAGUAGCUGGAAUGGCUACUUUACCAGGAACUGUUCCUCGAAUGAUGCGGCCAGCACCAGGCCAGAACUACCCACGAACCGGAUUCCCAUUAGAAGUUUCGACGCCUCUGGGUCAAGGUCGAGUGAAUCAGCUCGGUGGAGUUUUCAUCAACGGAAGACCACUGCCAAAUCAUAUUCGACACAAAAUAGUGGAAAUGGCCCAUCACGGUAUUCGGCCUUGUGUGAUCUCCAGACAACUGCGGGUCUCACACGGCUGUGUGUCCAAAAUCCUCUGUCGGUACCAGGAGACCGGUUCCAUUCGUCCGGGAGCGAUAGGUGGAAGCAAACCGAGGCAAGUUGCAACACCCGAUGUUGAAAAGAGAAUCGAGGAAUACAAACGCGAGAAUCCAGGGAUGUUCAGCUGGGAAAUCCGGGAUAAGUUGCUGAAGGACGGGGUGUGUGACAGAGGCACGGUUCCUUCAGGUGAGGCCUCUUCCGUUAGCUCCAUUAGUCGGGUUUUGAGAGCUCGUUUUGGCAAGAAAGAUGACGAUGACGAGUGUGAUAAAAAAGAUGAAGACGGAGAAAAGAAAACCAAGCACAGCAUCGAUGGGAUUCUCGGGGAUAAAGGUAACCGUACGGAUGAAGGUUCUGAUGUGGAGUCGGAGCCAGAUCUGCCCCUGAAAAGGAAACAGAGACGCAGCCGUACCACCUUCACGGCGGAGCAGCUGGAGGAGCUCGAGAAGGCCUUUGAGAGGACACACUACCCCGACAUCUACACUAGAGAGGAGCUCGCACAGAGGACCAAACUGACCGAGGCUCGUGUACAGGUCUGGUUUAGCAACCGAAGAGCAAGGUGGCGCAAACAAGCAGGAGCAAAUCAGCUGGCAGCAUUCAACCACUUGUUGCCCGGAGGGUUUCCACCAACAGGCAUGCCGACCUUACCCACCUAUCAGCUUCCAGAGUCGACGUAUCCCAGCACCACUCUGUCUCAAGUCUCAUGUGUUUCAGAUGGCACGAGUACGUUGCACCGGCCGCAGCCUCUGCCGCCUUCCUCCAUGCACCAGGGCGGGCUCUCGGCUGACAGUAGCUCCGCCUACGGCCUCUCAUCCAACCGCCACACCUUCUCCAGCUAUUCAGAAACUUUUAUGAGCCCAUCAGCUUCAAGCAACCACAUGAAUCCCGUGAGCAACGGCCUCUCGCCACAGGUGAUGAGUAUUUUGAGUAACCCCAGUGCCGUCCCGUCCCAGCCUCAGCACGAUUUCUCCAUCUCUCCUCUCCACGGCAGUCUGGAGGCGUCUAACCCCAUCUCAGCGAGCUGCAGCCAGCGUUCAGACCCCAUCAAGAGCGUGGACAGUCUGGCCUCCUCUCAGUCCUACUGUCCCCCGACAUACAGCGCGACCAGCUACAGCGUGGACCCCGUCACUGCUGGAUACCAGUACAGCCAGUAUGGCCAGACCGCUGUGGACUAUCUGGCCAAGAACGUGAGUCUGUCGACUCAGAGAAGGAUGAAGCUGGGCGAUCAUUCGGCGGUGCUGGGACUUCUGCAGGUGGAGACGGGACAGGCUUACUGAGUCCAACCACUGCAGGCACACCUUCACACGCUCUCAGAUGCACAAACACCUCCUUCGACCAGAUGGAGCUCCUGCAUCAGCCGGCACGAGCGUGAGAGGGUUUUCUCUGAUUUUCAAGACAAGAAACUCUUGCCAUUCCAUCUGACGUGACCUUCUUGUGAUUCUGGGCUCUGACAAGGGGACCAUGCAAUGGCUGCAGGCACGUCGACGGACGCCGCGUACAGCAAGAACGCAUUCCGAGCCAUUUCCAAAACGUACUUUCACCUCGCUGUGCAUAGUCGUGUAUGAAUCUCAGUGUCAUUACAACGGAUAAUCUCGCUUGUUUUCUAUCGAUAUUGUUAUUACGAUUGCCCUUACAGUUGUUGUAAUUAUGAUUAUCGUAACUAUUGUUUCGUUUCGUUGUUUCAGGAUCCACACGUAGCAUUUUUUACUAAUUCAAACCCCAAGUUUUUUACGUGGAAUGCUAGCAGUGGGCUAAAACAAAUGGGGGAUCGAGUGUAUGUGUGUGUGUUGAAUGUGUGACUGCUGGUUUUUCACUUUCGAGCUGUAACGUUCCUGAGCGAUUUGACCUUCUCUGCCUUCAUAUUUCACUUGACAUUCCAUGCAAACUUGGCCACUCUGUGGGAAGUCUGGCUUUCUGCUGGGAAUUAGCAGCGCUUUUAAAGGGCCAGCGACUUUUCCCUCGCUCAAAUGCUCGUUUUGUCCUCAGAGAUGAUCUGGGGAAAAGAAAACGUCAUUGUUUGGAUACAGAAUAUAGAAAGCUGUGAAUUUUAUUCUUUAAUUUUCUUGAAAGAAACAACAAUUUGCCCUCAAACUAAAAGACUAAAACUAAUAGUUUCAAACAUUCAUAUUAUGAUUUUGAUUUAAGCAAUGCAAACAUUUUUACCAUCCAUAUGAAUAAUACAGUUUGCUUUUAUCAUCUAAGUAAAAUGGUUAAAACGCACACGUGGAUUUUAGACCAAAUACAAAGUGUUUAAAAGUCUGGGGUCAGAAUGAUUUUUCAAAUAUUUUUGAUAAAAAAUGGAGUAAAAAUAGUAAAUAUUAUUACAAUUUAAAAUAAGUGUUUUCCAUCUGAAUAUGUUUUAAAAUAUAAUUUAUUUCUGUGAUGCAAAGCUGAAUUUUCAGCAUCAUUACUCCAGUCUUCAGUGUCACAUGAUCCUUCAAAAAUCAUUCUAAUAUGCUGAUUCGCUGCUCAAGAAACAUUUUUAAAUUUUAUCAGUGUUGAAAACACUUUUGCUGCUUUAUAUUUUAGUAGAAACAGUGAUACAUUUCAUUCAAGAUUCUUUGAUGAACAGAAAAAUCUGUAUAAAACAGCAUUAGAAAUCUUUCAUAACAUCAUGUCUUUACUGUCAAUUUUUAAUCAGUUUAUUGCAUCUGAAUAAAAUGAUCGACUUGUAUUGAAAAAAUUAAACUGACCCCAUACUUUUGACAAGUUUUGAUAAUUUCAAUAACAUUCCAUCAAUUUCACUGUAAAAAGAUUUUACCAGUUUUAACUUAAAAACUUUAGCAGCUGCCUUAAAUUUUUAAGUUAAAUCAACUAAAAAGCACAAGUCAUUUUAACUCACAAGUUAAAACAACUUAAAAGUCAUUUUAACUAAUUUUAUUGUAAUGAGUUAAAAUGACUAGUUUUAAGUUGAUUUAACUUAAAUAUUUAAGGCAGCUGCUGAACUUUAAGUUGAAACUGGUGAAAACUUUUUACAGUGUGCCCAUGACCAGUCAAAUAAUCUGUUUCGACCUCUUUCUUACUUUCUCUCUGGUUUUCAUUUUCUCUUUUUUAUAUUACAAGCCGAUACAAAAACACACACCAGGGCUCCUGUAAUUAAGAUCUCAUGCAUUCACAAGUUUGUACAAAAAAAGUUGUGAAAUUUCGACAUUUGUGUAGCACUCGCAGGUGACAUUUUGACACAUAAAUGGAACUGUACAGUAGAUGAAGCAGAUCGUUUAUUGUUUGUUUAUAAAGAAUAUGUUUUAUACUAAAACAGCAAAGGUGUUGUGUGGUAGAUGAAGCAGGGGAUAUGUGUAA
This is a messenger RNA of Labeo rohita (rohu), 3929 nucleotides long. RefSeq names its product paired box 7a (gene pax7a). Gene Ontology annotation, biological process: anatomical structure development; regulation of transcription by RNA polymerase II. The record is from RefSeq and is a predicted model, not a curated record. The transcript has 9 exons. Gene Ontology annotation, molecular function: RNA polymerase II cis-regulatory region sequence-specific DNA binding; DNA-binding transcription factor activity, RNA polymerase II-specific. NCBI's taxonomy places the organism in Eukaryota, Metazoa, Chordata, Actinopteri, Cypriniformes, Cyprinidae. Bases 368 to 1906 code for a protein of 512 amino acids.